AUCUGAUAAGCCAGUACCAAAUCGAGCGUGUGUGCAAGUGGUCAUGGCAGGUUUGAGCAGAGAUGGCCAAGGGCCAAUAAUUGGAAAAUUGGAGUCACAAAUAUAUUGCAUCAAGUAUACGUUGUUUUGCUUCAACGUUGUAUUGUGGCUGUUCGGCUUAUCUAUCUUCGCACUAUGUUUGUGGAUAUGCGUGGAGCCAGGAUUCAACGAAUGGAUGAAGAUACUUGAGUUACAGAAGUUCUUUAUAGGUAUCUACAUCAUACUUAUCGGAACUCUUGGUAUCAUGGUCGUCGCUUUCCUUGGAUGUGGUUCAGCUUUGAUGGAAAAUAUUAAAUUGCUUUAUAUUUAUAUAGCUUCACAAAUAGGUCUGUUUGUCUUCGGCCUCGUUGGAGCCUGUGUUCUACUGGACUUCUCGACUUACGAUUCUAGUAUCCAGCCCAUUAUUAAAGAUGUGCUUGUUCGACUUAUUAAUAAUCCAAUGCAUGAGGGUAGCCGAGAAAUUUUGAGGAUGGUACAAGAAGGAAUUGGUUGUUGCGGUGCUGAUGGUCCCAUGGACUACCUCAACCUGAACAAGCCUCUGCCCUCUGAAUGCCGUGACUCUGUGACCGGAAAUGCCUACUUCCAUGGAUGUGUUGAUGAGCUCACUUGGUACUUGGAAGGAAGAACCGGUUGGUUAGCUGGCAUUGUCCUUGCCUCUUGCAUGAUUUGUAUUAUAAAUUCUGUGAUGUCCCUCGUGCUUAUUCAAGCAGUGAAGAAGGAGGAGGAGGAAGCGAUAGUUUAUAAAAAUUAAUUAAAUUUAAUAAAAAUAUAGACUAAGAUUUAUUAUAUUUUUAGACGUGACGUAUAUCGCAUUUUAAUUAACCACCGUUUUAUAAUAAGUGUAUUGAUUAAAUUUUAAA
This is a messenger RNA of Pieris brassicae (large cabbage white), 899 nucleotides long. RefSeq names its product tetraspanin-2A (gene Tsp2A). The coding region runs from base 44 to 790 and encodes 248 amino acids. NCBI's taxonomy places the organism in Eukaryota, Metazoa, Arthropoda, Insecta, Lepidoptera, Pieridae. The record is from RefSeq and is a predicted model, not a curated record. Gene Ontology annotation, cellular component: membrane. The transcript is spliced from 5 exons.